Dentiscutata heterogama is the source of this 609-nucleotide messenger RNA. NCBI's taxonomy places the organism in Eukaryota, Fungi, Glomeromycota, Glomeromycetes, Diversisporales, Gigasporaceae. The record is from the annotation of a GenBank genome assembly.
AUGACUAGAGGAAGUAAUGCAGGGUUAGAUUUGAGUAUAGAAGACAAAAAGAAGCCCUCUAGCCAAGAAUUAAAAAAUGAUAUGACAGAAGAGCUGAUACAAGAGUUAGAAAAUAUAUCAAUUGUUGUACCUGUGUUAAUAAGUACUGAAAUUGUAAAAAAUACACAAAGGCUUAGUAAAGAUGAUAAACAGAAAGAAAUACCAAAACGUCCUCUAGAUGAAAGAGAAAACUUUAAAAAGCACAUUCUUGGCUCAAACAAACUUGAUAAGAGAGAAAUAAAUAAAGUAGUUAAAGAUCACAAAUGGAAGCUCAAAAUUGAAACUCAGUUCGAAUUCAAAGAAGAAAGAAGAGCAAACAAGAAGAACCUAAAAAAGACAAGUAAUAAAGAGUCAUUAAGCAAUACAAGAGAGAUCACAAAAAAUGCGAGGAGCUCUAGUGAUCAAGUAGUCAUUGAAAAACUUGGUAGUAUAUUAGAAGAAAUUAUGAAGAGACUUGCUAAGAUUGAGGAAAGACAACAGGGGAGUGGCAAACAAGACAAUUCUAAAGAAGCAAGUACACAACUCUGGUCCCAAGACCAGAUACAGAAGAAAAGGGACAAAAAUACAUAA